UACCGAGCUGGAAAAAUGCCCCUACUCAAACAUUUUAUUGUUUGGGGUUUUUUUGUUUUUGUUUUGGGUUUUUUUCUUCUCAUUUCGAAGUAGGAAGCCUUUUUUGGGGAAGUUGGUGAGUGAGUGAGUUGACUGAAAUUUUAGUAUACACUAUGAUAAACUUGGAAAAAGUGAAUUUCACCUAUAUAACAUUUUUUGUCCAAAUGUUAAUUUUGACCGACUAUAUAAUUUUCCCACAUCAGAAUACAUGUGAAAAUAUGAAUUAUGUGUAUGUUACAAUAUAUUAUAAAUUUUAUUGAUUUUUUUUUUUCAGUUGUAAAUAAUGCGCAUAUGGAUCUUGAUAAAUUUUAACAGAAAUGCAAAUAGAAUGUAAAUAUAAGAAAUGAAUUUCAGUCCUGAAAAUACAUGCGGGUAUGAACUGGAGCGUCUCAUGCCGGCAUACUUUUCAUUGUACUUUUUUUUCAGCGGCGAGUGACCAGUCCAAUGUAUCUGACAUAAAAUACCAUCUUCGUCCUUUAUAUAAAUUCGUUUCUAAGAAAAAUUUUCUAUUUUAAAAAAAAAAACAAUUUGUUAUUACAUAUAAGUAUAUAAAUGUAGGAACUCUCGUAGCUACGACCUUCAACGUCGUGUAUAACUGUCGUUUCAAUAACAGCAUGACAAUUCGUUUGAUCGAGUGUGCACAUUUUUGGGUAAGGUUCCUCCUAGAUUUCGUUGACACAGGUUUUAAUUUUUUUCUUAGCUACUUUGAAAGAAUUACAUAGCAUGACCAUCCAAACUCACUUUUACUGAAACCACACGGCCAAUCAUUGAGUGAAAUUCCACGCCCGAUCAAACAAAGUGGCACGCUGUUAUCGGAACAAUAGUAUAAUAUUGUGGGUCUAGAUUUGUGGCACUUCACCUACAUCUGGUUACGUUUCUGUACGAUAGUGAAAAAAAAAAUCUCGAAUGAGACAUAAACUAAAUCCAACUUAAUAGGGUUUUUAUCGACGAAUCUCCCGGCCAUUUAGUAUCGUUUGGAAAUAAUCACAAUCUAGAGCUGACGUGUUAACCUUGUCUCUAUACCAUGUGUAUCGAUUAUCUCAAUAUUCCACGACAAAGCGCGGCGUUUUACUGAUACAAUGUCAACAUGUUCUCUACAUCUGGCUUGUUGAUUUCUGCAUGUCUUUGGAAUCUAUUUCACAAUGUCUUACUGGAGAGAAUGUUAGGAGAGGACACUAAUGAAUUUAGCUUUGACGGUCUCCCCGGUGCUCAGCACGAGUUUAAAGUGGAGGUCGCGGCAAACCAGGAGGAGUGCUUUGUGCAAAGGGUUGCACAAAGUGCAAAUUUGCACGCUUCUUUUGAGGUUCUUCGAGGCGGCGAUCGUAUGGUAGACUUCACUGUAAAAGAUGGUCAUGACAAUACAAUCAAAGAAGUAAUUUAUAAAUCGGAGGGAAGAAUGGAAUAUAUAGCUCCAGUCACUGGAAAUGUUCAAAUAUGUGUUCACAAUAUUCACAGUAGAUUUUUGUCGAAGCUAGUGUACAUUUACAUAGUAACAAUUGUGGAGGAGGAAUGGAAAAAAUAUAUUGGCGAAAUAGAGGAACUGGACACAACGGUCCACAAUUUUACGACAUCCAUUUCAGAAGUUCAGAAGUCGAUAGACCAAGUGCGAUUGCAUCAGACGGCUAGUCGAAUGAACGUCAUCAAGGACUGGUACUUAGUGACCGGAAAUAAUACAUAUGUCAUGUACUGGUCCGUUUUUCAAAUUCUUUGUAUUUUAGCAACCUCUUGUUUUCAAAUAUAUUUUGUUAGACGGUUAUUUCAUAUUCCAAAUGUGACGUCUUCCAAAGCAAGAGCUUAACAAGAGGAGAAGAAGUUUUUGUAAAUCGUCAUCGUUAUCGGGAACUUGCUUAUGUUACUGCUGUACAUACCAACUACAUUUAUCGAUUUUACCAAAAAAGCAACCAUUGUGAAUUGUAAAUGAAAAAGAAAGAAAUUAA
This is a messenger RNA of Ostrea edulis (European flat oyster), 1976 nucleotides long. RefSeq names its product transmembrane emp24 domain-containing protein 5-like. Gene Ontology annotation, cellular component: endoplasmic reticulum-Golgi intermediate compartment; COPII-coated ER to Golgi transport vesicle; endoplasmic reticulum. Gene Ontology annotation, biological process: Golgi organization; intracellular protein transport; endoplasmic reticulum to Golgi vesicle-mediated transport. The transcript is spliced from 4 exons. The record is from RefSeq and is a predicted model, not a curated record. Lineage: Eukaryota; Metazoa; Mollusca; Bivalvia; Ostreida; Ostreidae. Bases 1127 to 1837 code for a protein of 236 amino acids.